CCUCGCAGGAAGCGGAAAGCGCCGCUGACCUUCCUCAUCCACCUCUUCCCCCUGUUCCUGCUGCCGCUCCGGCCCCUCCGUGCCCUCGGAGCAUGGCGGUGCCGCGGCUGCUGCGGGCAGCGGCCCCGCGGCUCUACAGCACCGUCCCGCUACCGGCCCCGGCCCCGGCCCCGGCGGCGACCCAGCCCAGCGCUGCGGAUGACAAGCUGCUGUCAGAGCCUCUCAGCCACCCCGACUUCUUCAACGUGAAGGAGCUCUUCACCCUGAAGGAUCUCUUCGAUGCUCGGGUGCACCUGGGCCACAAGAAGGGCUGUCGGCACAGGUUCAUGGAGCCCUACAUCUUCGGCUGCCGGCUGGACCAGGACAUCAUCGACCUGGAGCAGACCAUGCAGCACCUCCAGCUGGCCCUCAACUUCACGGCCCACAUCGCCUACCGCAAGGGCAUCAUCCUCUUCAUCAGCCGCAAGCGCCAGUUCUGCCACCUGGUGGAGCACACGGCGCAGGCCUGCGGCGAGUACGCGCACACGCGGUACUGGCAGGGCGGGCUCCUCACCAACGCCCACAUCCAGUUCGGCGCCGGCAUCCGCCUGCCCGACCUCAUCGUCUUCCUCAGCAGCCUCAACAACGUCUUCCAGCCGCACGUGGCCAUCCGGGACGCUGCCAAGAUGAACAUCCCCACGGUGGGCGUGGUGGACACGAACUGCAACCCCUCCCUGAUCACCUACCCGAUCCCCGGCAACGACGACAGCCCCUCGGCCAUGGAGCUCUACUGCAAGCUCUUCAGGAUGACCAUCAUCCGCGCCAAGGACAAGAGGCGGCAGAGCGAGGCCGUCGAGGAGCUGCGGAGGAAAGCCGAGGGCAAUUAGAGCCCCUGGGAUGAGCUCAGUGCUCUGGGGAUGGGCCUCCUGCUCCGCUUCCACAGGACUGGCUCUGCACCCGCAGCACCGGCUUCUGGCAGGGCUGGGCUGGCCGUGGAAGGGAUUCCCCAGCUCUGCUGUGCCCAGAGAUUCCGUGGUGGUCACAGCCACAGGCGGCCUCCAGCUCAAAUUGCUCCCUCCAGAGCCAUGAAGGGAAAAUGGAGCCAGGCCAGGCCCUGCCACACUCCUCGGGUUUGUCCCUGUUGCGAGGAGGUGCCCGUGACCUGCGGCCUUCCCAUUCCUGAGCUCGUGAUCUCACCUGAAAACACUUGUAUCUCAUGCCUCUUCUUAGCAAAUAAAGGGUUUUUUCCCUGUGA
Messenger RNA from Empidonax traillii (willow flycatcher), 1234 nucleotides. It is a transcript of the gene MRPS2, whose product is annotated as mitochondrial ribosomal protein S2. NCBI's taxonomy places the organism in Eukaryota, Metazoa, Chordata, Aves, Passeriformes, Tyrannidae. Gene Ontology annotation, molecular function: structural constituent of ribosome. Gene Ontology annotation, biological process: translation. The record is from RefSeq and is a predicted model, not a curated record. The transcript is spliced from 4 exons. Gene Ontology annotation, cellular component: ribosome; mitochondrial small ribosomal subunit. The coding region runs from base 93 to 866 and encodes 257 amino acids.